Messenger RNA from Amphimedon queenslandica, 1020 nucleotides. Its product is annotated as ubiquitin-conjugating enzyme E2 Z-like. Gene Ontology annotation, molecular function: cysteine-type endopeptidase inhibitor activity. The transcript is spliced from 6 exons. Gene Ontology annotation, biological process: negative regulation of apoptotic process. Lineage: Eukaryota; Metazoa; Porifera; Demospongiae; Haplosclerida; Niphatidae. Gene Ontology annotation, cellular component: nucleus. The record is from RefSeq and is a predicted model, not a curated record. The coding region runs from base 99 to 935 and encodes 278 amino acids.
UAGAUUCGUUCUCGAUCUUUCAUACACAGGCUCCAGUCUAGAAACUUAAGCCCCUAAAUUUCUAGUUUUGAGUUUGAGAGUUUUGAGCUGCAAUAAAGAUGGCCUCCUCAUCAAAGGUGACUCCAGCUGUCGAUGAUAAUACUCCGGGGGAAAUUGGUGCCACAUCUGCUUCUAUAAAAGAGGAAAUCAAAUGGGACCCGUUUCAAUCCCCUGACUGGGACCUUGAGAAGCCCACCAGUGAUGCAAUAGUCCGAAUGAAAAGGGAUUUGCAUCUAGUAUUUAGUGAUCCAUUGCCUGGAAUAUUCAUUGCACCAGAAAGUGAUGAUAUAACUAGACUCCAUGCUCUUAUUACAGGUCCCUUUGACACACCUUAUGAAGGAGGUUUCUUCCAUUUUAUGCUCCGUUUCCCACCCAGCUAUCCCUUUCAUCCCCCCAGGGUAAAAUUCAUGACGACUGGUUCCGGGACUGUUCGCUUUAAUCCCAAUUUAUAUAGGAAUGGCAAGGUCUGCUUGAGCAUACUGGGGACAUGGCCUGGCCCUCAGUGGGCUCCUGCUCAGAACCUCUCGAGUGUUUUAAUGUCCAUACAAUCAUUAAUGAACGAGAAACCCUUCCACAAUGAGCCAGGUUUUCACAAGGAGAGGCUAGGCUGGGAGGUGAAGAGCUACAAUGAUAUUAUUAGGCACGAGACUUUACGUGUUGCUGUCUGCGAUGUUCUAGAGAGAAAGUCCUAUCCAAUUGAGCUAAUGGAAGUAGUGAAGCUCUCUUUCAUGCAAUUUUACGAGUAUUACUCGUCAACAAUCAAGAAAUAUGCUCCAGAGUUAGAUGACACAUCAAUGAAUGAUCCUUUUGGCAUUAACAAAGGGACAUUCAAUUUUAAAAAGUUAUCCCAGAGAAUAGAGAAACUUCAGCUGGCUCUUUCAAGUUCAUCUUUGUAGCUAAUAUUCUGUACAUAAAUUAAUGUUGUUGUUCAUGUAUUUUUUAUCUUACUAAUAUUUAAUCGAUCAUUCUUCUGCAUAGUAA